Messenger RNA from Lindgomyces ingoldianus, 3519 nucleotides. RefSeq lists its product as uncharacterized. NCBI's taxonomy places the organism in Eukaryota, Fungi, Ascomycota, Dothideomycetes, Pleosporales, Lindgomycetaceae. The coding region runs from base 407 to 3286 and encodes 959 amino acids. The transcript is spliced from 3 exons. The record is from RefSeq and is a predicted model, not a curated record.
UUAAGCUCCCGAGUUCUCCACAAGGCCUGCAGGCCGACACUCUCGUUCCAGCCACUCUCUUGUGCAUUUGUUCUGUCUUGUUGCACCCUCACUCCCGUCGCUCAUUUAUCUUGUGCAUUCUUUGCCGCAGCGCCUCUCAUUCAUUCGGUGUGUGUUUUGCUGUAGACGGCCUCGCGGAGUACUCGCCCGAGAUUCCACUCUUUCGAAACGUCAACGCCGCCAGCACUGUUUACACCUCCGACAGGAAGCCAGCAGCCGUUUCCUGCAUUGCGAAGCCUCAGGCAACCAAGCAGCAGCAUUAACGACAUCAUUGCCACGCCAACCCUCGAGUACUCGGCUUGUACCUCGACAUCCCAGACCGGCCCUGCAUAUGUCACCCCCCUAAAGGCCCGACUGCAUACUCGUCAUGGAGGUCGAAAAAGACACAGUGCAACCUAUCCAGGAGGCAGCACAGCGCUCCCCGAGGACACAUGUCGACAGCCAGCCUUUGCCCACUGACUCGAUGGUUACGGUCCCGCUAUCCGAAACCGACGGAGGACAUGUUGCCGAACCGGAGGAACUUGUCACACUACCACUAUCACAGCCCGAGAUCAUGGUGGAAGAGAAGCGUCUGUCUUCCCGGCCGACGUCUGCUGAGAUAAUGCAAGCGAUUCGGGAGCGAAGCAGCCAGGGCGGCAGUAUUCAUUCCCCCACCAUAACUGAGAUGAACAGUCCUACUCUAUCUUUACCUGAGGACCAGUCGCCCCACACUCCAAGAUCGAGGGAACGGUCGAGAAGUGACAGCAGUGGGUCGGACCACAGCGUACAGGUGGACUGGGUGGAAUUGGAGAAGACGGAGGAACAGGAGGCUCGAGAGGACGGCCAGGACGAUGCAAUGGCACUUCUUCUCGCGCGCUUAGAGCAGGAGAACAACGCCCUCGCAACUGACCCGAAAUCUGGGCUGAAGACCCGCGCUCGAAGCCAGUCUCGCCCGCCAUCGAUCAACCAGCUCAAGCGACUCGUCCGAGAGCAGGAUGCCUCGCAAGUCCGAUUCUCGCUACUGCCCUCCCCGCCGCCGAUGACCGAGCUCGAGUUCUGGGCUGCUUUGGUCCGAGAUUAUCCACAAACUGUCCAGCGCCUCCCGACACUCACACUGAACAAGGUCCGCGGUGGCAUACCUGCGCCAUUGCGGGGUAUGGUGUGGCAGAGUGCAUCGGGAGCAAGAGACAAGCUGAUCGAAGAUCAAUUCGAUCACCUCUGUGGGGAGUCCAGCCCGUACGAAAAUAUUAUCAAUAAGGACCUCGGCCGGAGCUUCCCAGGCGUGGAGAUGUUUAGGGACCCCGAAGGCGAAGGGCAGAAGAUGCUUGGACGCGUAUUGAAAUGUUUCAGCUUAUACGACCACAAAAUUGGAUACUGUCAGGGACUCGGCUUUCUUGUUGGUCCGCUUCUGAUGCAGAUGGGCGAUAAAGAAGCCUUUUGUGUCCUCGUGCGGCUUAUGGAAGAUUACGACCUUCGAUCCUGUUUCUUGCCAGACCUCUCAGGACUUCAUCUUCGCAUCUAUCAGUUUCAACACUUGUUACGUCAGCACAUGCCAAAAUUAGCCGCACACCUGGACGUUCUCCAGGUGGAGUCAGCUUACCUUUCGCAAUGGUUUCUAUCUUUCUUUGCCGUCACUUGCCCGCUUCCAAUGUUGUUUCGCAUCUACGAUGUUAUCUUUGCCGAGGGCGCGUCCGAGACCAUCAUGCGCGUCGCGCUGGCGCUAAUGAAAAGGAAUGAGCAGAAGAUUCUCGGCUUCACGGAGUUUGAGGAUGUUAUGCAAUUGCUAUUAGGGAGACAGCUAUGGGAUCCGUACGGCCGCAAUGCCAAAUCAGCCGAUGAGCUCGUCAACGACUUUGUGAGCUUCACCAAUGAUGUGACGCGGGAAAGCCUUCAGAGGUUAGAGGCGAACUUCAGAGAAGAGAAGAGGGAUCGAGCGUCCAAGACAUCGGAAGUCCAGAAGUCUGCCACCUCAUUCCUGGGCCGGUUAUGGGGUCCUUCAAACUCUUCUACCAAGUCUGUCUCUCUCAGUCCUGGACUACAAGCCCCCUCUAGACCCGUUAGCUUUCUUCGCCGCACACCAUCGAAACAGAGUCUUGUGACGAUCAAUUCGGUUGACGGUUCUGAUAGUUCGACCGGAACCCAGAGCACGGCUCUUACCGACAUUUCGCGAGGGUCAUCUGGGGAUGCUCUUUCCCUUAAAUCUGGUCAUGAGUCCACUACGCUUUCCAUCAGGAUGGGGCAUUCGGUAAAGGACCGCGACCUGCAUUAUCAGAUCGAACAACUCCUUAUGUCCGUUAGCCAACUUCAGCGUCAGAACAGCGAAUUGGAAGCUGCAUUGCAAAAGCAACGGGAAGACCGUCGUGAAGACCACCGAAUAGUCCGAGACGUUAUCAACAAGAUCCGAACGAAGUUGCCCUCCACUCCUUCCAGCCGAGAAUCCCGUCGCCGAACAACUAUUACUUCCGCCACCCUCGUACCAUCCUCGCCUUCUGAUGCAAGCUCUGACUCAGCCCAUCCCCAGGAAAUUACUCAGGUCGCCGAGGCUCUGGACAAUCGGUUUCCGGCCCAUCAGACCCAUCAUCGUGCGUCUUCGAUGUUCGAAACGAAGGACUUCUUACGCGAUUCCUUAGCCCGAACCAAGGAGCAGCUCGCUUCCGAAACGAUUCGCGCGCAAGCACUGGCUCGAGAUUUGAAUGACCGCGACACCGAGCUGCAAAUUGCUCGUGAUGCGCUUAAGGACACCAGGCAUCGACUUCAGGACUCAUAUCACCAGAACCAGCGGCAAGAGAAAACAAUCCUGGAACUCCGACAGAACGCCCGAAAAGGAUCCGUCCCAUGGGGAUCGGAGUCAACGCCAGAUGCAUCUCCAUCACUCUCUCGUUCCGACACGGCCGAUAGCACGGCAUCGACUGGCGGUCUACGCGAAUUGAGGCUUGGGCGAUCUGCAAGCCAGAAGUCCUCCGCGCCUCAAUUCACGAAGCGCGGGUCGAGCUUAGCAACACAGAACAUCCUAGCCACAGAGAAUCAUGCUCCAGUGGACAACGAAGCACUCUUGCUCGAGCUUGUAAACGCAAAGACGGCGGAGGCCGUCGCCAAGCAGGAAUUGGAAGAAAUCAAGAACAAGUUCGAAUCGAUGAAGAAGUCAAUGGGGGUGCAAACUCCAACUCCCGCACAAACACCAUCACCGACACCCCCGAAUACGGGUGGAGGGUUUUGGUCAGGCUGGAAGCGAUCCGUGAGUACGAACAAUGCAACGAUACCGUCGUAGGGGCUGUUUCCUCUGGCAUCAUAAAGUUAAGGUGUAUAUAUGAAGCUUUGUAGGAAAGGCAUUGGCACUGUAUAUGUUGGAAUAUCUGUUGCGGAAGAACGAUAUUGGAUGGGAACGAUUUUUCACCAUUUUAUGAUACCUCGCCAUUAGUUUUGGCGCUCUUCUGCUUCCUACGGACACUGGUGUGAGUAGGAAGCUUUAUAUAUAAUUCAUGAUUGUGGAUACGAAUCGAU